Phoenix dactylifera (date palm) is the source of this 2412-nucleotide messenger RNA. Its product is annotated as cellulose synthase-like protein G3. Gene Ontology annotation, molecular function: cellulose synthase (UDP-forming) activity. The record is from RefSeq and is a predicted model, not a curated record. Gene Ontology annotation, biological process: cellulose biosynthetic process. Gene Ontology annotation, cellular component: membrane. NCBI's taxonomy places the organism in Eukaryota, Viridiplantae, Streptophyta, Magnoliopsida, Arecales, Arecaceae.
UGGAGUCUUGCCACCUCCCUUACCCUUGGCAGGCUGAUCGACCUUGUCGUUGUGCUAAGCCGGGAUGACGACCCUCUCCGCCACCAAGCCCAAGCCCUCCGCCCUCCACACUCUCAAAGUAGACCCCUUGGCUCGCUUCAACCGUGUCCACUCUCUCCUCUACUCCCUUGGCAUCCUUGCCCUCCUCUACCGCCACUGCACCUCCUUCCUCGCCUCCCCCUCCUUCCUCUCCCUCCUCCUCUUCCUCGCCGAUCUUGUCCUUGCCUUCAUGUGGGGUCUAGUCCAGCCGUUUCGGUGGCGCUCGGUCCGCCGCCGGGAAUUCCCGGAACGCCUCAUGGACACGGUGGGGCGCCGGGAGGACUUGCCGGCGCUGGAUGUGUUUAUAUGCACCGCGGACCCACACAAGGAGCCGCCCAUGAGCGUCGUGAGCACCGCGCUCUCGGUGAUGGCCUUCGACUAUCCGACCGAUAGGCUGUCGGUCUAUGUCUCCGAUGAUGGGGGCUCGGAGGUGACUCUUUUCGCGUUCAUGGAGGCGGCCAUGUUCGCCAGGUACUGGUUACCCUUCUGCAGGGAGAACGGGGUUCAGGAGAGGUCUCCUGAGGCCUACUUCAGCUCCAAUAUGUGUGAGAACUAUGACAAGAUGAAGAUGAUGUAUCAAGCCAUGAAAGAGAAGGUGGAGAAUGCACUACAAAGAGGCCAUGUUGCUGGCAAUGAUUUAAUUGCCGCUUCGGAAGAACUAGAGAUUUUCAAGAAAUGGAAGGGAUUUACCCGUCGUGAUCACCCUUCAAUAAUUCAGGUUUUGCUGGAAAGCAGUAAAGACGCGGAUAUCAUGGGCGAUGCAUUACCAAACCUCAUCUACGUUUCCAGAGAGAAAAAUAUCACUUCUCCUCACCACUUCAAGGCUGGUGCUCUCAAUGCCUUGGUCCGCGUGUCCAGCAUCAUGACCAAUGCCCCGGUGGUCCUCACUUUGGACUGUGACAUGUACUCGAAUGACCCCAAGUCUCCUUUCCGAGCUCUGUGCUAUUUGUUGGACCCAGCCAUGGCUUCCAAGCUAGCCUACGUCCAGUUUCCGCAGCACUUCGAGGGGCUCAACGAGGGCGACAUCUACGGGGGCGAGAUUAAGCGCCUGUUUCGAACUAACGCGCGAGGGAUGGAUGGGUUCGGUGGGCCCAACUACGUGGGCUCUAAUUGCUUCUUUUCGAGGCGAGCCUUGGGCGGCAUCCGCUCCUCGGCCCUGGCUCCGUUGGACUCGCACGAAUCGAAAGAGCCGAGGCCGUGUGGUUCGUUGCGUUUGGACUCGGUGAUGAAACGGGCUCAUGAAGCGGCUGGUUGCGACUACGAGGUUGGCACGAAAUGGGGUUCAACGAUUGGAUUUCGAUAUGGGUCGCUUGUUGAAGACUUUUACACAGGCUAUCGCCUUCACUGCGAAGGUUGGGUGUCCGUAUUUUGUGAUCCUGAGAGGCCGGCGUUCUCAGGCGAUGCACCAAAGAACUUAAACGAUGCCCUCGGCCAAGUCAAGAGGUGGUGCAUUGGGCUCUUAGAGGUGGCCAUCUCAAAGCACAAUCCCCUCACUUUUGGGAUCAGGAAGGCUUCCUUGCCCUUGGGCUUGUGCUAUGGAUAUUACGCUUAUUGGGGAUCAUGGUGUAUUCCCUCCACAAUCUAUGCUUUUCUCCCACCAUUAGCUCUCAUCAAUCAAAAGCGCUUGUUCCCCGAGGUUUCUGACCCAUGGUUCUAUCUGUAUGCCUACCUCUUCUUGGCUGCCUACUCUACCGACCUUGUCGACUUCCUCAGGGCUGAGGGAACAAUUCAUAGGUGGUGGAAUGAUCAAAGGAUGUGGAUGGUGAGAGGCGUCACAUCUUUCCCCUUUGGAACUACCCAGUUUGUUCUCAAUCAUGUCGGAAUAUCCACUCCAGGGUUCAACGUAACCAGCAAAGUGACGGAAGAGGAGCAGAGCGAGCGAUAUGACAAGGGGAUGUUUGAUUUUGGUGGCGUAGCAUCGCCGUUCUUCGUGGGUUUGGGUACGGUGGCCAUCGUAAACCUGAGUUCCUUCCUCAUGGGGAUUGCAAGAGCUGCAAGGAUCGAGGGGGUUUUCGAUGAAAUGUUCGUGCAGUUGUUCUUAUCCGGAUUCGUCGUGGCCAACUGCUUGCCUAUCUAUGAGGCCAUGUUUCUGAGGAAGGAUGCAGGGAAGAUGCCAGGAAAUGUUACGUUAAUCUCCAUUUUGGUGGCAGGUUUCCUUCACUUGAUUGGAUAUUUCAUGUUCACAAUUUGAUGAGGUUGGCGUAACCAUAGUAUGAUUGUAAUUGCAACCAGUCUAUUUAGUUCAAUAUUUUCGCUCAGAUACCUGUAGUAGUAUUUUAUGGUGUCAUAGUCCCAUAAUAAUUCUAAUAAAAGAGGUAUCACAUAAGUUUAUUA